UUUAUUUUCUGCCAGUGAGUCGGAAAAUUCGGACUCAACACGAACCAAAAUAUCAUCUCUUCGCUGUACUGAGCAGGAGGAGGAGGAGGAAGAGGAGGAAUUUCCUUCCAUUUUUACUGUUAUUUGAGUGUUGUCGCGAUCGCCUUCCUCUGCGUGAGCGAUCGAGAGGAUUCUGAUGGCGACUCUGAGAGUCAGGCCGCCGCUGUACCAAUUCCGACGAACGUACCCGAGGUUCGUCCACAAGCUCGGCGGAUCGAGGCCUUCCAGCUUGAGCUUCUCCCGGAGCGUCUCGGAUUUCCGGUGCUUGUGCAACUGCAAGCUCAGGGGGAGGUUUAGGGUGAGUGCAGGCCUCGCGGAGUCUUUCGUUGAAGCGGCGGAGGCUGCCGCGUCGGAGGAGGUCGUCCUCAGGGAGACGUAUCCCUUGAAGGUCACGCAGAAGGUAGAGGGGAAGGUAUAUGUGAGGGUUGAUAAUGGGAAAGAUGAUUUGAAUUGGAAGCUUACAAUAGGAUGCAAUCUGCCAGGGAAGUGGGUCUUGCAUUGGGGCGUCACUUACAAUGACGAAAUUGGCAGUGAAUGGGAUCAACCUCCUGCUGAGAUGAGACCUCCAGGAUCUGUUCCGAUUAAGGACUAUGCAGUGGAGACAUCUUUGAGGAAAUCAACUUCAUCUGAUGGAGAGCAAGAACUUCAUGAAAUUCAGAUUGAUGUCAGCAAUAGUUAUUCGAUUGCUGCUGUACAUUUUGUUCUAAAGGAAGAAGAAACAGGAGCUUGGUAUCAACAUCGAGGGGGGGAUUUUAGAGUUCAUUUUGUCAAUUCUGAUCCUGCUGAUGGUCAUAUUGACUCUAAUGAUAAAAGCUUUCAGAUAUGGCCAGUUUUGGACCAAAUGUCUAACAUGCUGCUCAAAACAAAGGGGUCUCAAUCAAAAGGUCAAGGGGAGAAGAAGAUGAAGCAAAAUGAUGGAAUCUAUGAGGAGUACCCCAUUUUAAAAGAAACGAUAGUUGAUGGUUUUUUGAGCAUUUCCGUUCAAGAGAGCAAAGAGAUGAAAAAACAUCUUGUGUUUUUUGAUACCGAUCUUUCUGGUGAUAUCAUUGUUCACUGGGGUGUUUGCAAAGAUGACAAGAAAAGAUGGGAAAUCCCAAGUGGUCCUCAUCCUCCAAAGACACAUAUUUUCCGUAAAAAAGCACUCCGAACUUUUUUACAGCCAAAAGAAGAUGGAAGUGGCAGCUGGGGCUUGUUUUCUCUGGAUAGGAAGCUUUCAGGAUUAUUAUUUGUCUUAAAAGUUAAUGAAUACACUUGGGUGAAUAACAUGGGGAAUGAUUUCUAUAUUCCCCUUCAAAGUCAAUCGAGUCUAUCAACCCUGAUGGAAGAGAUUUUGGAAGAAGCUGAAAAUGAAAAAUUUGUGACAACUGGGGAGUCUGAUUUAGCAAUAACUGAUGGAGCACUAAGUAAAGAUGAAUCAUCUUUCACAGAUGGGACUGUCCUUGGGACAUCUGAAAACGAAGAUGAAGGAGCCACUGAUGUACAAUAUACAAAUGAAAUUAUUAAUGAAAUUAGGAACUUGGUUAGUGAUAUCUCUGCUGAAAGGAGCAUAAAUACCAAGAGCAAAGAAGCACAUGAAAGCAUCCUUCAGGAAAUUGAGAAGCUUGCUGCUGAAGCGUACAGUAUUUUCAGAAGUUCUCGUCCCACAUUUUCAGAGGAGACCAUAGCUGAAGUCGAGGCUUCAAAGGAAGUAGCAGUAUCCUCUGGAACUGGGACAGGUUAUGAAAUACUUUGCCAGGGUUUCAACUGGGAAUCUAAUAAAUCUGGAAAAUGGUAUCUUGAGAUGCAUGAUAAAGCUGCAGAACUGGCUUCACUUGGUUUCACAGUAGUCUGGUUGCCUCCCCCAACAGAGUCUGUUUCACCUGAAGGAUACAUGCCGAAGGAUUUAUACAACUUGAACUCAAGGUAUGGAACUAUGGAGGAAUUAAAAAGCCUUGUUGCAAGGUUCCAUGAUGUGGGGAUUAAAGUUCUGGGUGAUGUUGUCUUAAAUCAUCGGUGUGCACAUUCUCAGAACCAAAAUGGCAUCUGGAAUGUCUUUGGUGGUAAACUAGCUUGGGAUGCUCGAGCUAUCGUAGCUGAUGAUCCACAUUUCCAGGGGAGGGGUAACAAAAGCAGUGGUGAUAAUUUUCAUGCAGCCCCAAAUAUUGACCAUUCACAGGAGUUUGUGAGGAACGAUAUAAAAGAAUGGCUCUGUUGGUUAAGGAAAGAAAUAGGAUAUGAUGGAUGGAGGUUGGACUUUGUUAGGGGCUUCUGGGGAGGAUAUGUCAAGGAUUAUAUGAACGCAAGUGAGCCAUAUUUUGCUGUUGGAGAGUAUUGGGAUUCCCUCUGUUAUACAUAUGGUAACAUGGAUCACAAUCAAGACGCACAUAGGCAACGCAUCGUUGACUGGAUUAAUGCAACAAAUGGAACUGCUGGAGCAUUUGAUGUCACUACUAAGGGGAUUCUUCAUUCUGUUCUGGACAAAUGUGAGUAUUGGCGGUUAUGUGAUCAGAAGGGGAAGCCUGCGGGAGUUGUUGGCUGGUGGCCGUCACGUGCAGUCACAUUUAUUGAGAACCAUGACACUGGCUCCACACAGGGGCAUUGGAGGUUCCCUGCUGGGAAAGAAAUGCAAGGAUAUGCGUACAUUCUGACACAUCCAGGCACACCGGCAGUGUUCUAUGAUCACGUUUUUUCACACCUAAGGGGAGAAAUUGCAGCUCUCAUAUCAUUGCGGAACCGUGCUCAGAUCCAUUGCCGGAGUACUGUUCAAAUAAACAGAGCAGAAAGGGACGUGUAUGCAGCUACAAUUGAUGACAAAGUUGUGAUGAAAAUUGGACCAGGUUACCAUGAGCCCCCAAGGGGCUCCAAGAAUUGGAUUUUGAGUCUUCAGGGCAAAGACUACCAAAUUUGGGAGGCGUUAUGAACACGUAUAUGAAUCAAAUUUAGGCUUAUAAUGCAGGUCUCUUUCUCACAUUAAAUAUGUAUAGAACACUUCCCCUGUAGCCAAUUACAUCAUUCAUCGUUAUUCUUGUAUUUGGGGGGCUUUAUUUGUCCCUUUUAGUCCUACUCUCUCUCUCUCUAUAUAUAUAUAGAUAUAUGUCAUUCCUUGCAUGGUAUGUGUCUACUGUAGAGAGAGAGAGAGAGAACAAACUGGUUGUGCAUAAUGUUUUAUUUAAUAAUACAUCUAUACGUAUAAAUUCA
Messenger RNA from Nymphaea colorata (pocket water lily), 3216 nucleotides. Its product is annotated as alpha-amylase 3, chloroplastic. The record is from RefSeq and is a predicted model, not a curated record. Gene Ontology annotation, molecular function: alpha-amylase activity; calcium ion binding. Gene Ontology annotation, biological process: carbohydrate metabolic process. Lineage: Eukaryota; Viridiplantae; Streptophyta; Magnoliopsida; Nymphaeales; Nymphaeaceae. The transcript has 13 exons. The coding region runs from base 176 to 2938 and encodes 920 amino acids.